AUGGUUCGUCAUUUUUUCUUAACGCGUCGUGGAAAAAAAUUUUUAAUGAAUCGAGAACCGAAAAUAAUCGAAAAUGAUAAAAUGGCAUUUAUCAUUAAAGGUGGCAAAACGAAUUCGAUUGUUUCAAGUGCAUUACGCGAAUUUUAUUUAUUAAAAAAACCACUCGUUCAACAAUUGAAAAAGAAAAAUCCAUACCAUCCAUUUGAAGAUGAUACGAGUAUCGAAAAAUUCUCUAUGAAAUUUGAUUCAUCACUUUUUUUAUUUGGUUCGAAUUCUAAGAAACAUCCGAAUAGUUUAAUAUUUGGUCGAAUGUAUGAUUAUCAUAUUCUCGAUAUGGUUGAAUUGCGCAUAGAGAAAUUUGUCCCACAUGCAAUUUUAGGGGAAAAGCCUUGUAUAAUACUUCAAGGUGAUUCCUUUGAAUCCGAUCCGUUUCGGCGGAUUGGAAAUCUUAUGGUCGAUUGGCUUCGUGGUUCUGUUGUCAAUAGCAUCCGCCUGGAAGGUCUUGAAACUGUAAUUUCGCUUACAGCGAUUUUUGAUAAGAUCCUUUUUCGAGUUUACAGAAUUUGUCUGAAAAAUUCAACAAGUGAUGUUCCUCGGGUAGAAUUAUUAGAAUCAGGACCACGAAUCGAUUUUUCGGUUCAAAGGAUGAAAUUGGCUAGUGAAAAUCUAUUGAAAACAGCGUUAAAGCAACCGAAGCAGCUUAUUGCAAAACCUCGUAAAAACUUAUCAAAUAAUGUUUUUGGAACGAAACUUGCUCGUGUGCAUGUUGGUAAUCAAAAUAUAGAUGCUUUACAAACUCGGAAGGUUAAAGCAUUAAAGCGGAACAAGGAGAAUUGA
Dracunculus medinensis (Guinea worm) is the source of this 837-nucleotide messenger RNA. The record is from the annotation of a GenBank genome assembly. Lineage: Eukaryota; Metazoa; Nematoda; Chromadorea; Rhabditida; Dracunculidae.